AAAAGAAGGAAAGAGUGCACAUGUUUAUAAAGGUAUAUAAGCUAUAGAUUCCUAAAUGAGUGCACAUGUUUCAGAUCCACACCGGCACAGAAUUUAUAUAUUGAGUUAUAAUUAUGAACAAUCUUGAAGGCAAGGAUUUGGUAGCAUUGAGGGAAUCGAGCAGGACUGAUAGAGAUGACACUAAUAGAAUCACAGGGUCAAUACUUUUAUUUGAGGCCUCAAAGGAAGGAUCCGUAGCGACCUUGAAUGCCUUGAUAAAAAAUGAUCCCUUGAUCUUGACUAGAGUUUCACUCACCACUUUCACUGAAUCGCCUUUACACAUAUCAGCUGCGCUCAACCACCUCGAUUUCACUGUAGAGCUUCUGAAGCUGAAGCCGCAGCUUGCUUCGGAGCUGGACUCCUUAAGACGCUCACCUCUUCACUUGGCUGCCGCCGAGGGGCACAUGGAGAUAGCCCGAGCCUUGUUGCGUGCAAAUAAAGAUGUUUGCUUUGUUAAAGACCAACAUGGAAGAAUCCCUCUCCACUAUGCUGCCAUGAGAGGUCGCGUGGAUGUGAUUCAACUUCUGGUUGAUGCCCAAAGUAAGUCGGUUUUUGAGGAGCUUCCCAGUGGAGAAACGGCUCUACAUUUAUGCGUUCGGUAUAACCACUUGGAGGCUCUGAGACUGUUGGUGGAAGCCUCGGGUCGUGACUCUGACAACGCCAUGUUCCUCAACGCCAAAGAGCAUGAAACUGGGAACACUGUUUUGCAUUUAGCAGUCACGCUGGAGCAAUCUGAGACUGUAGAGUACUUGCUUUCGAUCAAUGGGUUGGAAAAAGACAGCGUGAACAACGAAGGUCAUAAAGUCUCUGACCUCGUUGAUGUUCGAGCAACAGAUUUCAACACAGUCAAAAUCCAACAUAUGUUGGGUGUGAAGUUGCCCAAAAAAUCAUUUAUAAGCCGGUGCUUCCAUCUGAUUCUUAAGCGCUUAAAGAGUAAAAGGCCGAAAGAUGUAGAAGGAUCAAUCAUGGUGGUGGCCACCUUGAUCGUGUCAAUGACAUUUCAGACCACAAUUAACCCUCCAGGCGGAGUCUGGCAACAAACGUACAACACAACCAAUGGCAUUGGAAAUCGUUUUGAUUGCCAAAAUCGUACAUGUUUAGCGGGAACCUCGGUACUAGCACAUAUGGACCACGGCAGGUAUUUUUUAUUCUUAUGGCUCAACAGCAUGGCAUUCCUGACUUCAGUCAGUAUCCUACUUCUGAUUAUGGUGGGAGUACCUAUCAAGAAUAAGGUCUGCAUCGGGCUCUUUAAUUUGGUCUUGUGUGUCACCUUGGCAUUUGUGGGUCUCUCUUUCUUCUUAGCCAUGACAAUGGUGAAUCCCGCUCAUAUUUAUAAAUACUGUGGCUCUUUAUUCCUAUUUGUUUUGGUUUGGUGUGGGAUAUUUCUGCUUUGGGGGGCGUGGUUCACAAUUCGCUUAGUUCUUAGGAUACUAAAAUGUUUGCACGACGGCAAAAACUUCAUCAGUCGUAAAUGCUAGGCAUGGUUUGGUAGUUCUUGUGCAUGAUUAAGUUCAAAUAUAUAUUAGAAAGAAUAAGGUGUCUAAUACCACUUUGGUAGUGAUUGGUGUAAUUAAAUAUUAAUACGAGACUUGAGUCAUGUUAAAGAUUAUUGAGCACUAUUAGUGUCAUCAAUACGUUUUUUUUUCUUCAUUUAAUCUUUCUGUCCCUUGAAUGUUGUAACUUCAUGCAUGAGACGUACUUUUCUCAAAUUUACUAUUGGUUCUCUUGUA
This is a messenger RNA of Humulus lupulus (European hop), 1769 nucleotides long. RefSeq names its product ankyrin repeat-containing protein BDA1-like. Gene Ontology annotation, molecular function: protein binding. NCBI's taxonomy places the organism in Eukaryota, Viridiplantae, Streptophyta, Magnoliopsida, Rosales, Cannabaceae. The transcript has 4 exons. Bases 114 to 1517 code for a protein of 467 amino acids. The record is from RefSeq and is a predicted model, not a curated record.